Molecule: messenger RNA, 720 nt
Organism: Acanthosepion pharaonis
Lineage: Eukaryota; Metazoa; Mollusca; Cephalopoda; Sepiida; Sepiidae
Source: the annotation of a GenBank genome assembly
AUGCAUAUCUAUCUAUCUAUCUAUCUAUCUAUCUAUCUAUCUAUCUACAUAGAGAGAAAGAGAGAUAUUUCUAAGUCAGAGGGGAUCCCGUCACUGCCAGGGGUCUUUCCUGAAGCCAAGCUGUCAAUGGCCUUGCUAAGCUCCUCUAUGGUCCAUGAUUGGCAGGCACUCAAUGGCAUCAAGGGCUGCGGUCGUCACAACAUUCUGCCUAGAGUUGAAUUCGGAAUAGUGUUCCACCCAUCUCCCCUUCUGUUGCCCUUUAUCUACGAUGACUUCCCCGGUGGUGGAUUUGAGCGGAGCUGUUUUGUUCUGCAUUGGUCCCAUUGCCGUCUUGAUGCCAUCGUACAUCUCUUUGAUAUUCCCUGUAGUGCGGUGCAUGGUGACACGCAAAGACGCCCACUUCUCCCUGGCAGAGUCUCCGGUCCGCGAGGGGUCCUGCUCGUUCUGAAACCUCUUGGCAAACUGUUGCACAAGCAGGCUGUUCCUCACUGUGAAGCACAAUUGUGGUUCGUCGGAGCUCUUCCCCUGUCAGAAGAAUAUGUAGUUCUUCUUCAGCGAUGCAGAGUGAGCCAGACUUGUUUUCUCUACAUUGGCGAUGUCCACAUGAAGCCUUUUGAGCUCACCGUUGAUGACGGCAGCUUUCUUAGAGUCGCUGAUGUCUUGAGGGUCUUCAGAGAGGACUAUCAGUAUAGUCCGGACGUUCCAACAGCCCAGUUUUAG